Messenger RNA from Neofelis nebulosa (Clouded leopard), 779 nucleotides. RefSeq lists its product as uncharacterized. Gene Ontology annotation, biological process: maturation of LSU-rRNA from tricistronic rRNA transcript (SSU-rRNA, 5.8S rRNA, LSU-rRNA); snoRNA localization; box C/D snoRNP assembly. Gene Ontology annotation, cellular component: pre-snoRNP complex; nucleus. The record is from RefSeq and is a predicted model, not a curated record. NCBI's taxonomy places the organism in Eukaryota, Metazoa, Chordata, Mammalia, Carnivora, Felidae.
AUGGGGUUGAGCCCUGAAAAUUGUGGAGACUUUCCAUGGUCUCAGCCUCCAAACACAACUCACAGGAAAAAUCUGGAUUGGGCAGUGGUGAUGUCCAUACUCAGAGAAUUUCUACUGGGUGCCAGACAGGGCACAGGAUUCAAGUGUGGCCGGGACAAAUCACUGACCUUCUCUGGCCUUCCCAGGUAUGCAUGGACCUUCUGGAAUGGCUCUGCAAGUGCUGCUCGCCGAUUGGUCCGGGUUAAGGAAACAGAAAAAAAAAAGGGCGUGCACGUGGUACCCUCCGUCAGAGACUGGCGCUUGCGGGUCAGAGUGAGCGGGGGAGCGACCAAGGUGUCGCUGAAUAGUAGCGCUGUCGUCUGCGUGAUUUGCUUGGAGAAACCCAAAUACCGCUGCCCCGCCUGCCGUGUGCCCUACUGCUCCGUGGGAUGCUUCCGGAAGCACAAAGAGCAGUACAACUCUAAAACUCUUAUUGAGAAAAAAAGAUCAGCUGUUACUGCAAAAACUAUAAAGCCUGCAGAAGACAAAGAUGAUGAUGACUCUAUAGAUGAUUUUCUCAAUAGUGAUGAGGAAGAGGAAGUUUCUUUGCAGAAUUUAAAGAAUUUAGGGGAGUCUGCAGCAUUAAGAAGCCUACUGUUCAGGGGUGCCUGGGUGGUUCAGUCGGUUAAGUGGAAUCGCAAGUGCCCCGGUGCAGUGAUGAACCACACCAGUGAGUCGGAUCUAUGAAGUAGGGGAUUUUUGGCCUGCCUCCUUCGAAAGGGGCUUGCUGGCUCCUCCCC